Molecule: messenger RNA, 5947 nt
Organism: Oreochromis aureus
Lineage: Eukaryota; Metazoa; Chordata; Actinopteri; Cichliformes; Cichlidae
Gene: slc1a2b
Product: solute carrier family 1 member 2b
Exons: 11
Coding region: 218-1975 (585 amino acids)
Biological process (GO): L-glutamate transmembrane transport
Cellular component (GO): plasma membrane
Molecular function (GO): neutral L-amino acid transmembrane transporter activity; L-glutamate transmembrane transporter activity; glutamate:sodium symporter activity
Source: RefSeq, a predicted model, not a curated record
UGUGUUGACUCGCUCCUCUCUGGAUUCUGCGGAGGAGUUUGUGGACAGCUGAAAGCAGGUUGCCGUCAGCAGAGCAGUGGUGUUUUUAGCCACCGGCUGUACCUGGGAUCUUAUCUGCUGACAUCAGGCAACAUAUUUGGAUGGAGCACUUGCACGCCUGCUAACACUUUCUUCUUUCCCUCUUAAAUACCAAAGACUGGAGAUUUGAUCCUGGUCAAUGUAUAUAGCACUUACCUCAACUCCCCCAGAAAUGAAUGCCAACAGUAUGCCUAAACAAGUGGAGGUGAGGAUGCACGAGAGUCACCUGGAGCCCAUUGAGGCCAGGCCCCAGUCGAAAUGUGCCCAAAUCUGCUCCAAAAUGUUCAAGAACCUUCUUCUCACUCUCACUGUCCUUGGUGUGAUCUUGGGGGCUGUAGCAGGGAUGCUGCUUCGUGUUGCUUCCCCAAUCCACCCAGAUAUUGUCAUGGUAAUUGCUUUUCCUGGAGACAUCCUGAUGAGGAUGCUGAAGAUGUUGAUCCUGCCACUCAUUAUCUCCAGUUUAAUCACAGGUCUAGCCGGUCUUGAUGCCAAAUCUAGCGGUCGCCUGGGCACCAGAGCUAUGGUCUACUACAUGACAACCACAGUUAUUGCUGCUAUCCUGGGAGUUAUCCUGGUGUUAGUCAUCCACCCUGGCAACCCCAAACUGAAGGAGAAUCUUGGCGAGGGCGAGAAAAAUGAUGAUGUGUCUAGUCUGGAUGCCUUCUUUGAUCUGAUCAGGAACCUUUUCCCAGAGAAUCUGGUGCAGGCUUGUUUCCAACAGAUUCAGACAGUCACAAAGAAGGUGGAGGUGGUUAUUGAGGAGGAUGUCAAUGCCACCACUAUGGAGGGCCUAGUGGCUAACAUUACAAAGGAGCCUCAGUACGUCAUCAAAAAGUCACUGCAGUUCAAAAGUGGGAUGAAUGUUUUGGGUCUGAUUGGUUUCUUUAUUGCAUUUGGCAUCUGCAUGGGCAAGAUGGGAGAGAAGGCCAGGCUCAUGAUUGAAUUCUUCAAUAUCCUCAAUGAGAUUGUGAUGAAACUUGUCAUCAUGAUCAUGUGGUACUCUCCCUUUGGUAUUGCCUGUUUGAUUUGUGGCAAGAUCAUUUCCAUUAAGGAUCUAGAGGUCGUGGCUAGGCAGCUGGGCAUGUACAUGGUGACAGUGAUCAUUGGCCUCAUUAUCCACGGAGCAAUUUUCCUCCCCAGCAUUUACUUUGUUAUCACCAGGAAAAACCCCUUCACCUUCUUCCUGGGCAUCUUCCAGGCCUGGAUUACUGCUCUGGGGACAGCCUCCAGUGCUGGUACACUACCGGUCACCUUCCGUUGUCUGGAAGAGAAUUUGGGUAUUGACAAAAGAGUCACUCGUUUUGUGCUCCCAGUCGGUGCCACCAUCAACAUGGAUGGAACUGCUCUGUAUGAGGCUGUGGCUGCCAUUUUCAUUGCCCAGAUGAACGGUGUCAACCUUGACCCUGGUCAGAUUAUCACUGUCAGUCUGACAGCCACCUUGGCCAGUGUCGGGGCUGCCAGUAUUCCCAGUGCUGGCCUGGUGACUAUGCUGCUGAUCCUAACUGCUGUAGGCCUGCCAACCCAAGAUAUCAGUCUCCUGGUUGCUGUCGACUGGCUGCUUGAUCGAUUCAGAACCUCAGUGAACGUGGUGGGUGACUCCUACGGUGCAGGCAUCGUGUACCACAUGUCGAAGGCAGAGCUGGAUGAGCUGGAUGCACACAUGGCGAAGUCGGAUGACAUUGAAAUGAUGACAAAGACCCAGUCUUAUUACGAUGACAUGAAGAACCACCACGAAAAUAAUUCCAACCAGUGCGUCUUAACCGCUACCGAUACCACAACUGCUAGCGCCACUGCUAACAAUUCUGUUGUAGUAGAUGAAUGCAAGGUAACCUCAGCCACUAAUGGCUCUGCUGCGGAGUGCACGCUUGUUGAGGAGGAACCAUGGAAACAUGAAUAAUGGCAGCACAGAGAUCCCCUGCUUCUGGGCUCCACAAGCUUUCCUGUAUGGUGAUAUACGAGAAUGAAUGAAAAAUCACAUGAACAGAACUACUAGUUGUUCUUUUUUAUGUAGCUUACUUUUCUUUCUUUUUUUAAAUUAGUCCCUUUAAAAUUUUAACUGUCUAUCUGACUGAUAUAUAUGAUACUAAUUCACUUAAUUGUGAAAUGAUAACAUAGGCAUACCUCACAUGUUAGAGCGCAGUUACGUCCUGUAUAGCAGAUACUUGCACAACAUACUUCAAGGCUUGGAGGGCGAAGGAAGGGAGGAAAACAAAGGUUAGAUAAGCUAUUCUUAGCAAUACAUUCUGGUCCCCUGUUUGUAUGAGGAGUGAAGAAGCGGAGAUGCACUGAGUUUAUCUGACAAGUUUCUUAAAGGUGACUCGUUAUUAUAGUGUCAAAGACAAGUGGGAGUUGGAGCAUUAUUCAUGUCAGCCAAUGCAAUUUGUAAUGAAAUCCCCUUCUUUCCAUCCCUGUCAGUACUAUCACAAUGUGUGCACAAGGCCACUGCUUUUUGUUUUCAUCCCAGCCUCUCAUCUAAGAACAAAAGUGUCUCUGAAGUGCUUCUUACUGCAAUUAUAGUUACCCAAUAUUACUCAGUAUCCCUGUGGACCAGAAAACUGAUGAAAGGGUCAGGGAGAACAAUAGUGAACAGGAAACACAUGCUGAGCCUCAAAGCACCCAUCAGGUUUUUAUUUUAUUUUAUUUUAUUUUAUUUUGUCUACUGUGUAGAAAAGGGAUCUUUUUCUUUGUGUCACCCAUUGGGUGAUAUUUAAAGCUAAUUUGUGUGUGUGAUAGAGAGAGAGAGAGUGCUAAGGUCAAAACAUGGCCAAGUCAAUUAAAGGGACCAAACAGGCAGAAAAUCAAUCAGCUCACAGAGGCCUUUGAACUGUCACCAUGACAUCCAUUUUCUUAAAUUAUCCAUUUAUAGCACAGCAAGAGAUAAAACCUCAAAAUCUAAAGUGUUGCCCUAAAAUUAAAAUGUAUAGAGUAUUAUCAGUUUUCACCAAAAACAGUAAUUGUUUAAUACCAAUGAAAAAGACAUUUCAAUCAGUUUUAAAACUAACCGUAAAUCUAAAUGGCAUACCUACAUAAAAUAUUGAAUAAAAUAUAAUGAAAAUACUUUUUUUUUUAAAAAAGCACAAAUCAGGCGAGAAUGUGAGUGAAGACAAUAAUCUUUCCAACUUAAAAAAAAAAUUAAAAAUAAAUGAGAUCAAAAGAUACUCUUGUUUACUCUCAUGUCAUGUUUACUCUUACAGGGAAACAUAUUUUAAUCCUAAAAUGUUUACUUGUUUGUAAGAGCAGUGUUUCCUCGAGAAUGGCCUCUUAAGAGCACAACUUUAAAAGAUUUGUCUAUGAAAAAUGACAGCAAAAGUCUUUAUUGAAAGAAAGUUAUUGUAUGAUAUAUGACAAUACAGUAAGCACACGUUUAUUAUUUCAAACUACAUUCCAGUGGCUGAGUGAUCCUGUGAACCAGUGUACUAGAAAGCACAGACAUAGUUAUUAUUAAACACUGGCAGAGCACAAAAGGUGAACAGCUAGAAACGUUUCUAAAAAGAAAUUGAGAAGGAAGUAGAGCAGCACUCAGCUGUCAGAUGGAUUCUUGGCUUGCACAGAGACAGAUCCUCUCUGGGAACACCUGCCAGCUUCUUGUUCUAGCCAGAUCUAAAAAGGUAAACAAUAUAUUUUUGCCACCAGAGCUCAAGACUGUUUCUACAAACCCUAAAUGCUGCAGCUGUUUAUCCAUAAAGUGGGAAGGUAGUUGAUGAAACCAGAAUAUGAGAAUGGACAUGCACAGUUAUAUGCCAGGAUGUUCCAGUUAUCAGGUAAUACACAUAUAAUCAUCUCCUAGAACCAAAUGAUUAAAAAAAAAAUAUGGCAAAUACACAAACAAAGCAGGAAUGCUGUCUGUUAUCGUUUUUUGGGUGCAUGUGUGAGGGAGGUGAAACUGAUGUCAAUGUGAAUUUGAUUUCUUUGUCAGCACUGUAUUCUUCUCUCCUCUCUUGUUUCUUUUCAUCCGCGCUGAAUGACCUUGCCUUGAAGGUGUUCGAUUCAAACAAAUGCCAAUUAAAAUAACAGUAGGAAACUUAACACAACAUCUAGUGCAGCACUCUGUCAUUUGUCUACUUUUAUACAUCACAAUGAGCGUGCAGCGUUCUGCUCAACAUACUGCAUAGACUGAUGUAUAUAUGCACCAUCUUCACACUUUUCUCCAAAUGCACAUGUAACAAAAAUGCAAAAAUAAGUAAACAAACAAACACAUGGAAGGUCAGUACAUUUAUAAUUGUUAUGAGUGAGUACAGCACUGACACUCUAACUUCUUGUGAUCUUCAGGACACACACACACACACAAACACACACAUACACACAUAUAUCUAUAUAUACAUAUACAGUGAGUAGCCGACAGUGUCACCGAUGGGGAUUGUGUGUUGGACCAAUAUUAUGUUCAAACUCACGGUUUUAGAAGCAUGAAUUAAAAUGAUAUGAUAAUUAUUUUUUGCACCACUAUCUUAAAAGCAUGAUAUUUUGAAGUGCCUCCUUGCACUUUGUGUACAUAUUGUAGGUAACAGAUGCUUUUUGUUUGUUUUUGUUUUUUUCCGGGGAAUGUGGGGGGUAUCAAAAUGGUACGUAGAAAUAUAGUUUCAUUGCUGUGACAUUUAUAAAUGUAAUCCUCUAGAGAAAAAAAAAAUCAUCCAUGAGACGAGUAAAAUUAGAUUAGACAAAAUGUAUAGAGGAAAAUAUGUCAUAAAUUGCUUGUUCUUUUUUAUUCUCUAAUACCUGUUAACUAGCUGCUUUAAUUAACUGUCACAUUCCAGCAUAUAAAUAUCUUUUUUUUUAUCUAAUGUAAGUGUUUUGAAUGUUUCAUCCAUGAAGAUAUAAGCAGUGUGAAUUCAUUUUCAUUGUACAUACAUAAAUAUAUAAUUAUUCUGUUCAGUGACAAUGCAGAAUUCUCCGGAAAUUAUAGUAAUCCUGCAAAAAAAAAAAAAAAAAAAAUUCUAUUGCAUGAAGAAGAGAAAGAAAGAGACUGAGAAAGAGUGAGAUGAGAUAAAAAUAGGCAUGAGGAAGUUUCUGGUUUGAUGAGGGGGCCAACACGAGUUAUUUGGGUGGGAAAUUAUUAUUAUAAAGGUUAGUGAUAAGACACAAAAACAGGGGAAAAGGUCAGAUUUGCUCUGUGUGUAGGAUAGUGAUGAAUCAAACAUAGCUUAAGAGUUGAUAUAAGAGAAAGCUCAAACUUCAGUUGUAUUCAAAUGCCUGUUACAGUAUACAGCAACAUUCCUCAGGUGACUCAUCUAAACACAUUUUGUCUUUACAAAGGAAGAAAAACUGGUUUAGUCUCAGACAUGUUUGUUUACCUGGUGCAUUUGAAGACAUGGACAUCUAUAUCAUUUAGAUUCCAUGUUAGCAUUUCCAUAAAUCACAUCUUGACACAUUUGAACUCUGUCAUGUCAUCAGUCUAGGAUGUUUUUAGGAAUACUACUUAGUAAGCUGCCUUCACUUGACUUGCCUUUUUACUUUCUGCACAGAAACGAUAUGCACGCACAAACACCUGGAAUCGCUUACCUAAAUGGUACUGACUACAUGGAAAAUAAUAGGCACAGCAAAGAGCCAGUAUAUCGUCAAGCCUGUGCUUUUCUACUGAAAUGUGUCUUUUUGAAGAAACUCAUACACUGAGCUGAUAACCUGUUACACUCCUGCCUACAAUGUGCUUUGCAGAUUUUACUUUUCUAGGCCUUCCCUCUUUGUAAAGCUGUUGUUAUCUUGAUGUAAAGGCAGAGGUUAUGUGUGGGGAAAUUCACUGUUGAGAAAAAAAAAAGAAUUCUUUUCUCAGUUUAUGGUAUACAUAAAAAUCUGUUUCUACAUAUCAAUAAGUGUUGUACCUUUGGUGUACAUAUACAAAUAUAACUAAUAAAUGUUGAUUGAUAACUAAAUUGCA